AAAAUAAUUAUCACCAAGUAAGAAAGUCCAUCUCUUUCUCUCCCUCUGUUUGCUAUUAAACCCCACUAUCACCAUCCCUAAGCUGUAAGCAACCAUCAAAUCAAGUCGCUCUCUUUCAUUCUCCGAUGGAGCACUAGCCUCGCCUCAGAUCCGCCUCGCAUUGUCUGAUCGAACAAGGUCGUGUAGAUUAUUGUGGUUGGGUUAAAGAUGGCGUUAGGGAAGUAUAGUAGAGUUGAUAAUAGGAGGUCGGCGUCGAGUUACUGCUCGACGGUGACCAUUGUGGUGUUUGUGGCAUUGUGCUUGGUGGGGGUUUGGAUGAUGACGUCAUCGUCGGUGGUGCCGGUUCAGAAUGUAGAUGUAGGUCAGGAGAACAAGAGUGAGGUGAAGGAGCAAGUGAUUGAGACCAAUGAGGGGAAUAACAACAGGCAGUUUGAAGAUAACCCGGGGGAUUUACCGGAGGAUGCGACGAAAGGAGAUAACAAUGAGGGUGCUGCUCAGGUGGAAGAGAAGCCCGAGGUGAAAACUGAAGAGAAGGUUGAGGAGAAAACUGAAGAGAAGGUUGAGGAGAAAACUGAAGAUGGGUCGAAAACUGAAACGGAGGAUGGAGGAAGCAAGACAGAGGAGGGAGAGUCUAAGGUGGAAAAUGAUGAAUCGAAUUCAGAAGAUGGAGAGAAGAAAAGUGAUGGUGACGAUGAGAAAAAGAAUGAUUCGGGUGAGGGUGACAAUGAAAAGAAAUCGGAUGACGACAAUGAGAAGAAAACGGAGAAUUCUGAUGAAACAAAGGAUGCAGAGAAGGAGAAUAUUCAGAUUGACGAGAAAGUGGAAAAAACUGAUAAGGAGCAAGAUAGUGAGAAAUCGGAUAAUGGGCAGACUGUAAACCAGACUUCAAAUGAGGUAUUUCCUUCUGUUGCUCAGUCAGAGCUUUUGAAUGAGACUGCAACCCAAAAUGGGUCAUGGUCAACUCAGUCGACAGAGUCAAAGAAUGAGAAGGAGGCUCAACGUUCUUCUGACCAGCAAAUUGAUUACAAUUGGAAACUUUGUAAUUCAACUGCUGGGCCUGAUUUCAUCCCAUGCCUUGACAAUUUGCAAGCCAUUAGGAGUCUUCACAGUACCAAGCAUUAUGAACAUCGGGAGAGGCACUGUCCGGAGGAGCCUCCCACCUGCCUCCUUCCUCUUCCAGAAGGAUAUAAACGCCCAAUUGAGUGGCCAAUGAGCAGGGAAAAGAUAUGGUACUAUAAUGUCCCCCAUACCAAACUUGCUCAAGUUAAGGGGCACCAGAACUGGGUCAAAGUCACUGGCGAAUACCUUACUUUCCCUGGUGGUGGAACACAAUUCAAGCAUGGUGCUCUUCAUUAUAUAGAUUGGCUACAAGAGUCUGUUUCUGAUAUUGCCUGGGGAAAACGAUCUCGUGUCAUAUUAGAUGUUGGAUGUGGGGUUGCAAGCUUUGGAGGAUAUCAAUUUGACAGAGAUGUCCUAGCAAUGUCCUUUGCCCCAAAAGAUGAGCAUGAAGCUCAAGUGCAGUUUGCACUUGAAAGAGGAAUUCCUGCUAUAUCUGCUGUGAUGGGCACACAGAGACUUCCCUAUCCUAGCAAAGUUUUUGAUGUUGUCCACUGUGCCCGCUGCAGGGUUCCCUGGCAUAUAGAAGGUGGUAAGCUUCUAUUAGAGCUGAAUCGUGUGUUGAGACCUGGUGGUUUCUUUGUGUGGUCUGCUACCCCAGUAUAUCAGAAGAAACGUGAAGACGUUGAAAUAUGGGAAGCCAUGAAGGAACUAACAAAGAAGAUAUGUUGGGAACUUGUCUCAAUUAAUAAGGAUACAAUAAAUGCAGUUGGUGCAGCUAUAUACAGAAAACCUACCACCAAUGAAUGUUACGAGCAAAGAUCACAAAAUGAGCCUCCUAUCUGUGACAAGUCUGAUGAUCCGAAUGCAGCAUGGAAAGUACCAUUACAAGCAUGCUUGCACAAAGUUCCUGUAGAUGCGUCAGAGCGUGGGUCUCAGUGGCCUGAGCAAUGGCCAGCGAGGUUGGACAAGGUACCUUACUGGUUGUUAAGUUCGCAGACUGGAGCUUACGGAAAACCAGCGCCUGAGGAUUUCGCUGCAGACUAUGAGCACUGGAAACGCGUGGUGAACAAGUCUUAUUUAACUGGAAUGGGCAUUAACUGGUCAUCUAUUAGGAAUGUCAUGGACAUGAGAUCUGUAUAUGGAGGAUUUGCUGCGGCUCUGAAAGAUUUGAAAGUUUGGGUCAUGAAUAUAGUCACAAUAGACUCUCCAGAUACCCUGCCCAUAAUUUAUGAGCGAGGUCUAUUUGGCAUGUAUCAUGAUUGGUGUGAAUCAUUUAGCACCUAUCCCAGGUCUUAUGAUCUUCUCCACGCAGACCAUCUGUUUUCCCUGCUCAAAAAGAGGUGCAAUUUAGUUGCGGUAGUUGCAGAGGUUGAUCGAAUCCUUCGACCAGAGGGAAAACUUAUAGUUCGGGACAAUGUUGAGACUAUUAAUGAGCUGGAGAGCAUGUUGAAGUCUAUGCAGUGGGAGGUUCGCAUGACCUAUUCCAAGGACAAGGAGGGAUUGCUUUGUGUGCAGAAGUCCAUGUGGCGGCCUAAAGAGUCUGAGACAGUCAAGUACGCCAUUGCUUAAGCAUGCUCUGAGCUGGCUGGCAUCUCCAAGGGGAUUACACAUUUUUUGUUUUGGUUGAUAAUUCAAAUUCGUGGCAAUUGUACUUUAUAUUAGCCUUAUGUAUCAUUUAGUUAGGGUCUUGCAGUGUUUAUUAAUUUUUUUGUAUCAAUUUGGUUUAACCUCAUCAUCUAAAGGUUGAUGUUGGUGUAUCCCACUGUAAUAUUACAUCGCUAGUUGUCUUUUAAACAAACAAAUUCUUGCUAUUGCAAAACCUAUCGUUUAAAGUUUUGAGGAGUGGGAUUCUCUCAUUGUGAAA
Messenger RNA from Rosa rugosa (rugosa rose), 2923 nucleotides. RefSeq names its product probable methyltransferase PMT26. The coding region runs from base 208 to 2628 and encodes 806 amino acids. The record is from RefSeq and is a predicted model, not a curated record. NCBI's taxonomy places the organism in Eukaryota, Viridiplantae, Streptophyta, Magnoliopsida, Rosales, Rosaceae. Gene Ontology annotation, cellular component: endosome; trans-Golgi network; cytoplasm. Gene Ontology annotation, molecular function: methyltransferase activity. The transcript is spliced from 9 exons.